AUGACGCAUCUACUCCCACCGAUGCUGUUAAACCUGUUCGCCCCGCGGCCGCCGCUGCGCUGGGUUGAGCCUACAGACCACGCGCCAGAGAAGCGCUGCACGCCCAAGAUAUCCGGCGUGGGGCAGUACCUACAGGCGAUGAGAGACUACAAGGACCAAGACAACUACGUACCAACCGACAGCUGGCUGCAGAAGCGCGAUCGCAAGAAGCUUGAAAAGAAGGAGAAACAGGAGAAGCUGCUCACAGAGGGCAUUCAAAACUAUAAACCCAGUGAAGAUCCAAAAGUCCAGGGCGACGCCUUCAAGACACUUUUUGUGUCGCGCCUUGCCUAUGGCGUUACCUCGGACGACCUUGAGCGCGAAUUUGGCCGCUACGGUCCCAUCGAGCGUAUUCGCAUCGUCGAAGACAUCACUGCGCCACCCGAUGCGCCACCCAAGAAGCGAAAGCGUGGUUACGCCUUCAUCGUGUACGAGCGCGAAAAGGAUAUGAAGGCUGCCUACAAGGAAACCGACGGUAUUAAGAUCAAGGAUCGUCGCGUACUUGUCGAUGUUGAGCGCGGUCGCACAGUCACUGGAUGGCGUCCACGUCGCUUUGGUGGCGGAUUGGGUGGUCGAGGCUACACCAAAGGCCCUGCCGCUCGCGGACCUGCUGGACCAGGAGGCUUCGGUCCUCCAGCUGGCCCUGGCGGAUUCGGAGGUCGUGGGGGUGGAUUCGCUGGCGGGUUUGGCGGGCGCGGUGGAGGUGGUGGCCGUGGCGGCUUCGGUGGUGACCGGGGUUUCCGUGGAGGAUUUGGCGGCGGUGGCCGAGGUGGCGGAGGCGGAUACGGUGGUGGUCGAGGAGGUAUCGGCUAUCAAUCCAACGGCUACGGCCCACCAGAUGGUGCACCUGCUGGGCCACGCGGUCCACGAGGAGCUGGUUUUGGUGGUGAUCGAGGAAGCGGAGGCGGUUUCGGUGGCGACCGUGGAGGCGAUCGCUAUGGAGACCGACGUUCCGGUGGCGGCGGUGGAGGCUAUGAUCGCGGUUCCAGCGGUGCCAACAACGAACCCCUCGGCAGAAGCGAUCGAUACCAAGACCGUGGGCACAGUGGAGGAGGUGGCCGCGAUGGAGCUCGAGACGGCGGCCGAGAGGACGGGUCGCGGAAACGUGGGUAUGAAGGCGACAGCUACGACGAUCCGAGGACACGAAGGAGAUACUAG
This is a messenger RNA of Plenodomus lingam JN3, 1197 nucleotides long. RefSeq lists its product as uncharacterized. Gene Ontology annotation, molecular function: mRNA binding; U1 snRNA binding. Lineage: Eukaryota; Fungi; Ascomycota; Dothideomycetes; Pleosporales; Leptosphaeriaceae. The record is from RefSeq and is a predicted model, not a curated record. Gene Ontology annotation, biological process: mRNA splicing, via spliceosome. Gene Ontology annotation, cellular component: U1 snRNP; U2-type prespliceosome; precatalytic spliceosome.